AUGAGCGACUUCAAAGACAACGAGAGUCAUGCCAUUCGAGCCACCAGCAUUGACUAUGGUCGAGAUCAUGAUUCGUACGGCCCCUCGACCGGAUCAAGCGGGCAAGCACCCUUGCACCACGGAAGCGCCGAGGUCGUCGAUACCAGCCCUGAUCGAGUGGAAGAAGAAAAGAGGCAGAAUUCAUGGAGGACGAAAUUGGCGUACUUCAAGACACGGGACUUUUGGUUUAUCUUGAUUCUGGGGCAGAUACUGGCUAUCUGCAUCACGGGGACAAACACAUUGACGACUCUGCUGGCCAACGAAGGGACCAACAUUCCUGCGUUCCAGACGCUGUUCAAUUACGUAUUGCUUAAUUUGAUCUAUACGAGCUACACGAUCUACAAGUACGGGUUCCGGAAAUGGACCCAACUGAUCUUACGAGAUGGUUGGAAAUAUAUCAUUCUCGCCUUUUUCGAUGUCGAAGGAAACUACUUCACCGUCCUGGCAUACCGAUACACGACGAUUCUGUCCGCUCAGCUGAUCAACUUCUGGGCCAUUGUGGUCGUGGUGGUGAUUUCGUUCCUCUUCCUCAAGGUCCGCUACCACUGGGCUCAAGUGUUGGGAAUCCUGGUGUGUAUUGGUGGUAUGGGUCUGUUACUUGCUUCGGAUCACAUCACAGGUGCCAGCGGUGGCGAUGUGUCGUCGGGCAACCAGUUGAAAGGCGACCUUUUUGCUCUUGUCGGGGCCACUUGCUACGGCCUUUCCAACGUGUACGAGGAAUGGUUUGUCUCUGGUCGGCCGCUGUAUGAAGUCAUUGGUCAGUUGGCGUUCUGGGCGAUGAUCAUCAACGGCGCGCAGGCCGGAAUCUUCGACCGCCACCAGUUCCGCACCGCCACGUGGAACUCCAAGGUCGGCGGCUACCUGACAGGAUAUACGCUGAUCUUGACGUUGUUUUACACCAUGGUCCCAGUCCUGUACCGCUUUGCCAGUGCCGCGUUCCAGAACAUUUCGCUCUUGACGGGCAACUUCUGGGGCGUCAUUAUUGGCAUCCGGGUCUUCCACUACCACGUCCACUGGAUGUAUCCGAUUGCGUUCACGCUCAUCAUGAUUGGCCACUUUGUCUAUUACUUUGGGAAAGGUGUCAUGGGCGAAGCCGCCAAGGCCUGGCUGGGAGAGCAUCAGGAGAAGGGCAUCGAUGGGUUUGGGUCCGCCAAAAGGAGGAUCCGGAAGAUGCAAGAAAGUGCCGCUGGGCCCGGUGGCAGAGGUAUGGAAGGUUCCGAGAGUGCUGGUGUGGUGUGA
Exophiala dermatitidis NIH/UT8656 is the source of this 1278-nucleotide messenger RNA. RefSeq lists its product as uncharacterized. Gene Ontology annotation, molecular function: transmembrane transporter activity. Gene Ontology annotation, cellular component: membrane. The transcript has 2 exons. Gene Ontology annotation, biological process: transmembrane transport. NCBI's taxonomy places the organism in Eukaryota, Fungi, Ascomycota, Eurotiomycetes, Chaetothyriales, Herpotrichiellaceae. Bases 1 to 1278 code for a protein of 425 amino acids. The record is from RefSeq and is a predicted model, not a curated record.